GGCACGGCGCCCAGGAUGUCUACCUGCCCGCGGCGCUGGAGCUCCUGGACGCCCCCGAGCACUUCCGCGCACAGCGGGCUGGUCACUACCCACCGGCCAACUCCUCUCUGGGCUCCCGGUCUGAGACCUUCCUGCUUCUGCAACCCUGGCCCAGGGCCCAGCCGCUCUUCCGGGCCUCCUACCCACCUUUCACCACCCAGCAGGUCGUGCCUCCUCAGGCCGUGGAGCCCCCGCGCCGGCCGGUCCCGUGGGACGUGCGGGCUGUCUCCCUGGAAGUGGCCGUGGCCCCGGCGGAGCCCCAUGCCCGCGUCCUCUUCCACCUCAAAGGGCAGGACUGGCCGCCAGGGCCCGGAAGCCUGCCCUGCGCCCGUCUGUACGCCACGCACCCCGCGGGCACUGCCCACCGUGCCUGCCGCUUCCAGCCUGCCCUCGGUGCCUGCGUGGUGGAGCUGGAGCUGCCUGCACCCUGGUUCUCACGGAGCACCCCCUCACGGGCCGCACUGGCCUACAUGCUGGAACCCACUGCAGAGGGCCCUGGGGGCUGUGCGCCUGGCGGGGACCAGGACCCCGCGCAGCAGGCCCUCCCCUUGGGGAGCGUGGAGCUGCGCCCCGAGGACCCCCCACAGCACCAGGAGGUGCCCCUGGACGAGGCUGUGACCCUGCGGGUGCCCGACAUGGCCGUGCGGCCGGGCCAGCCGUUCACCGCCACCGUCUUGCUGCGGCACAACUUCACGGCCGGUGUGCUGGCUCUGCGGUGUCCCCACCCCUGCAUGCUCCUGUCCUCGUGUGGACACAGCAGGCCAGGCCCAGGAGGCCGAGAGGAGCAAGGCCAGCCCAUUGGGCGCUGGGGCGCCCCAUGGCAGGAAGGGAGCUGCCCGGGCAGGAGAGCCGGGGCCCGGGGCCCCCCUUGCGUGAGGGUGAGGAUCAAGGUGAAGAAGGGGCUGCAGGUGACAGCCGCCCGCCCGGUACAGCCCGCGCGCUGGACGGCCAAGCUGGACCGCGUCCGGGGCUCCAAGCACCACAGCACUCUCAUCACCUGUCACCUUGCGGGGCCCGCAGGGCCAGACCCCAGCAGCGCCCCCGAGCUGUCCGAGUUCCUGUGGGUGGACUUCCUGGUGGAGAACGGCACCGGCGGGGGUGUGGCAGUCACACGACCCGUCACCUGGCAGCUGGAGUACCCGGGCCAGGCCCCCGACGCAGAGAAGGACAAAAUGGUGUGGGAGAUCCUGGUGUCCGAGCGGGACAUCAGAGCUCUCGUCCCGCUGGCCAAGGCCGAGGAGCUGGUGAACACGGCGCCGCUCACCGGACAGCCCGGCCGCAUCCCUGUGCGUCUGGUCACUGUGGAUGCCGGGGGCGCCCUGGCAGAGGUGACGGAGCACAUCGGCUGCAAGUCGGCCGACACGCAGGUCCUGCAGGUGUCCGAGGCCUGUGACGCGGUGUUCGUGGCCGGCACCGAGAGCCGGGGCGCCAAGGGGGUGCGGGUGGACUUCUGGUGGCGCCGGCUCCACGCCUCGCUGCGGCUGACAGUAUGGGCCCCGCUGCUGCCCCUGCGGGUCGAGCUGAGCGACGCCACCCUGGAGCAGGUCCGCGGCUGGAGGGUCCCGGGCCCGCCCGACGACGGGACUGGCUGCUGGACGUGACCCAUCUGGUGGCGCUGCACGCCCGCGUGCAGGACCCGCGCGUGGCCUCGCUGGAGGGCGGCCGCGUGCUCGUGGGCCGGGAGCCAGGUGUCACGGCCAUCGAGGUGCGGUCCCCGCUGUCCAAUGCCAUCCUGGGGGAGCAGGCGCUGGCCGUGACAGACGACAAGGUGUCUGUGCUGGAGCUGCGGGUGCAGCCUGUGAUGGGCAUCUCGCUGGCCCUGAGCCGGGGUAGCGCCCACCCUGGGGAGGUCACGGCCACCUGCUGGGCACAGUCAGCCCUUCCCACCCCGAAGCAGGAGGUGGCCCUCUCCCUGUGGCUGUCCUUCUCCGACCACACCACGGCCCCCGCCGAGCUCUACGACCGCCGUGAUCUGGGGCUGUCCGUCUCGGCUGAGGAGCCCAGUGCCGUCCUGCCUGCCACGGAGCAGGGUGCCCAGCUCGGGGUGGUGGUGAGCGGGGUGGGCACUGAGGCGCUGCCCCUGCACGUGGCUCUGCACCCGCCUGAGCCCUGCCGCCGCGGCCGCCAUCGGGUGCCCCUGGCCUCUGGCACCGCCUGGCUGGGGCUGCCCCCCACACCCACGCCUGCACCCACCCUCCCAGCAAGCCCGGCGCGGAGCCCACUGGCCACCGAGGCCAGCGUGGGGGGUGAGCGGCAGGCAGAGGGCGGCGUGGGUGUGAGAAGCAAGUUCGAGCGGGCAGAAGAGGCCCGAGAGGCCAAGGAGGAGGCCGAGGAGGAGGAAGAGGAAGAGAUGGUGCCAGCCCCUCAGCGCGUCACAGAGCUGGAGCUGGGCAUGUACGCCCUGCUGGGCAUCUUCUGCUUGGCCAUCCUCAUCUUCCUGGUCAACGGUGUGGUCUUUGUGCUGCGCUACCAGCGCAAGGAGCCCCCUGACAGUGCGGCUGACCCCGCCUCACCCCAGCCCCACAACUGGGUGUGGCUGGGCACCGACCAGGAAGAGCUGAGCCGCCAGCUGGACCGCGGGGCCCCCGAGCUGCCCAGGGGGGAGGGCGGCUGCCCCUGUGGAAGUGGGGCAGGAGGGGAGGCCCAGGCCCCUGUCCCUGGGCUGCCUGGGGACCUCCCGGGCCCUUCCAGCACCCUGGCCCGCAAGGAAGCGGGCGGACGGCGUAAGCGUGUGGAGUUUGUGACGUUCGCUCCCGUGCCCCCGGCCCAGCUGCCUGAGGAGCCCGCCGCGGUGCAGUCCAUCCUGGUGGCAGGCGAGGAGGACAUCCGCUGGGUGUGCGAGGACAUGGGGCUGAAGGACCCCGAGGAGCUCCGCAAUUACAUGGAGCGCAUCCGGGGCAGCUCCUGACCGUCCCGGCCAGCCAGGCCCGCGUCCCCCCGUGGGGCCUGCAGCCCACUGUGGUGUGGGGUCCCAGGAGCCUCCUGCCUGCCCCCUCGCAUCCUCUGGUGCUUGUUGACCCACACCCCUGCCCGGUCCCCUGCCCCAGCCCUUGCAUGGACCACAGUCUAGGAAGGGCUCCCUUAUUUAUGGGAACCAACGCGUUCCACGUUGGGUCCAGAAUAAACUCAGAAGGUGCCACGCGGG
Messenger RNA from Chinchilla lanigera (long-tailed chinchilla), 3184 nucleotides. It is a transcript of the gene Tmem132a, whose product is annotated as transmembrane protein 132A. The record is from RefSeq and is a predicted model, not a curated record. Lineage: Eukaryota; Metazoa; Chordata; Mammalia; Rodentia; Chinchillidae.